Malania oleifera is the source of this 1915-nucleotide messenger RNA. RefSeq names its product probable sodium/metabolite cotransporter BASS2, chloroplastic. The record is from RefSeq and is a predicted model, not a curated record. Gene Ontology annotation, cellular component: membrane. The transcript is spliced from 7 exons. The coding region runs from base 209 to 1414 and encodes 401 amino acids. NCBI's taxonomy places the organism in Eukaryota, Viridiplantae, Streptophyta, Magnoliopsida, Santalales, Ximeniaceae.
GCGUUAUUUUAAUAUUUCCCGGGAGCGCCUAAUAUCCGCUGGACUGACGGCUAACCUCUUUUGAACCAUCCUUUCUUCAUGAUCGACAUGGCUGCAUCGUUCUUCCGCCAAGCUUCUCUCUCUCCCUCUCUCUCUCUCUCUCUCUCUCUCUCUCUCUCAGUCACAAAUGUCCGCAAGUGGACACUGCCCGUCUCUGAAGUAGCCGAUCAUGUCUCUCACCUUCUGCUUCAGUUCUCUAACUUUACUCCCACAAUCCCAACCAAGAAUACCGCUUCUCACACGCAGAAAACCCUCAAUUUCUAGACCACCAAGGCUCUCAACCCUGCGCAUUAUCAGAUCUGUCCAUCGAAAUUCUGAGCGCUCCCGAGCUGUUGUCUGUGCAAAACCCAGAUGGGAAAUCAUGCUGGAAACUGCAGCUAGCCUGUACCCUGUCUAUGUCAUUGUUGGAGCGGUUGUUGCUUGCUUGAGACCGUCUACCUUUUCUUGGUUUGUGAGGAGAGGUCCAGCUUCAUACAGCUUGGCUCUGGGCUUCAUCAUGCUGGCCAUGGCUCUCACAUUGCAGCUCAGGGACUUCUUAAAUUUGCUAAUGCAAAGGCCUCUGUCAAUACUGUUUGGAUGCAUUGCUCAAUAUACAAUUAUGCCUGCUGCUGGAAUGAUUAUUAGCAAAUCCUUGGGACUGUCACCAUCUCUUUCUGUGGGUUUAAUAUUGCUUGCUUGUUGCCCUGGAGGCACUGCGUCAAACGUGGUGACCUUAAUUGCUCAAGGGGAUGUUCCACUAUCUAUUGUAGUGACAGCAUGCACCACUCUCUUAGCAGUAUUUCUCACUCCACUUUUGACCAAAAUUCUGGCAGGAACUUACAUACCUGUGGAUGCUGUUAAACUUUCUCUUAGCACCCUGCAGGUGGUUGUGGCGCCAAUCCUCCUUGGUUCUUAUCUACAGCGUGCAUUUCCUGCAGCAGUGAAAACUGUGAUGCCUUUUGCCCCACUUCUUGCUGUUUUAGCUUCGUCAUUACUUGCCUGCAGUGUGUUCUCAGAAAAUGUUGUUCGUUUCAAAUCAUCAAUGAUCGAGUCAUUAUUGGCAUCUGAUCUAUCUCCAUUUCUUCGCAUUCAAGCAAUUUUAUUUGGAGAAUUGGGGGUUAUUAUACUUUCUGUUGUGUUACUACAUUUUACAGGUUUUCUGGUGGGGUAUUUAUCAGCAACUAUUUGUGGGUUUAGAGAAGUGCAACGACGAUCAAUAUCAAUUGAGGUUGGUAUGCAAAAUUCAUCACUAGGUGUCGUUCUGGCUACAUCCCAUUUUACCUCACCAAUGGUUGCAUUGCCACCUGCCAUGUCUGCUGUAAUUAUGAAUAUCAUGGGUAGCAGUUUGGGUCUCUUUUGGAAAUAUAUUGAUCCAUCUGAUUCAAAGAAAAUAUAGUGUCCUAGAGUUAAUGAUAAAGAAAGAGCUAGUUGAACCGUACAUAUGAUUCUGCUUCUCUCCCUGUUGAUGGUCUUUUAAGUAUUUGUACUUCAAUUUCCCCUUGACAAAAGCUUCAUGUGCCGGGCAGACUCGAGGACAGAUACAGACAGACUGGAAUGGAGUCCAAAAUAUCACAAUAAACGCUUCUGGAAACCAAUGGUUCCGAAAUGAGCUGGAGCUAUUGAUCACCAAACUGAUCUAACUUGCUUUUAAAUUGAAUUGCAAUUGAAAUCAAAAUGCAAUCAAUGUGCUGUCGUAUCUUCAUCAGUUUGAUUGGAUUCUUGUGAAAACUCGGUGUCGGGGGAAUGAACAGUUUAUCGUAUUGAUGGUUUCUGUUUUCCAGGGAUCGACCCAGGAUCUAUUAUGCAGAGGGCGUCCUUUGUAAAAUAAAAAAGUAAAUUAUGAUGCAAUAUUUUACACUAGCGCAUUUCAUCCUUUAAGGAACUGUUUUCACAAAAA